Molecule: messenger RNA, 757 nt
Organism: Aphis gossypii (cotton aphid)
Lineage: Eukaryota; Metazoa; Arthropoda; Insecta; Hemiptera; Aphididae
Product: proline-, glutamic acid- and leucine-rich protein 1-like
Exons: 5
Coding region: 65-556 (163 amino acids)
Source: RefSeq, a predicted model, not a curated record
UUUGUAAAAGUAAAAAAAAACUAACGCGUUAAAAAUAUUGGAUGCAGGAUCUUACACUUCAGAAAUGGAAUAUAAACGUAAACUAAGCGUUAUCACAAUCAGUGAUGAUGAUGAUGAAGAAAUGCACAUCCCCAAAAGAUUAAAUAUCGAUGUUGCCGAAGGAAAUUCGUAUGACAAUGUUAUUUGUACUGAUAACUCUGAGAGGUCUAAUGACAUGGAGGUUGUCGAAGAACAUAACUUGGUGGUAAUUGAUUUAACCUGUGAUGAAGAAAACGAAGACGAAUUGGAAGAGGAAUACCAAGGAAAUUCGUAUGACAAUGUUAUUUGUACUGAUAACUCUGAGAGGUCUAAUGACAUGGAGGUUGUCGAAGAAAAUAACUCGGUGGUAAUUGAUUUAACCGGUGAUAUAGAAAGCGAAGACGAAUACGAAGAGGAAUACCAAGAGGUAUUUUUAUUGGAAGAGUUAAGCGAAGAAGAUAACGAAGAGGAAGUCGAAGAGGACGAUACAAGCAGCACUAUUACUAUCAGUAGUACGGAAAAUGAGUUAGAAGAAUGAAAUUCUUCAAUAUUAAAGACACGGAAUCUGAUGACUUUAAAAAGCUGAUAAGUUCGUUUAAAGAAAUUGACUUAACCUGGGGGUUCUACGGGUUUUAUAAUCAGUAAGUGGAAUACAUCUUUAACAGCAAUGUUGACGACCACGGACUCUAAUGGAUCUUGCUCUACAAGGGCCCGGCGAGUAUAUUUCACUGUGUAAAAU